Molecule: messenger RNA, 759 nt
Organism: Orbilia oligospora ATCC 24927
Lineage: Eukaryota; Fungi; Ascomycota; Orbiliomycetes; Orbiliales; Orbiliaceae
Exons: 5
Coding region: 1-759 (252 amino acids)
Source: RefSeq, a predicted model, not a curated record
AUGACAUCCCAAGAACUUCAGUUGUUAGCUCUCCCAAUCAGAUAUUCGAGUUGGACCGUACGGCCAGUGGUCCUUUUGGAGUACUUCGGUAUCCCAUACUCCGCUAAAUUCUUCCGACUCGCAGAUGCGGAGUCAUUGGCUUCGCUCCAUGCCGAAUCACCCUCAGGCCUCGUUCCGGUCAUCAUCGACAAACAACUUCCACACCCCGUCCAUGACUCGCUAGCAAUUGGGGAAUACCUCCACGAUAAAUACCCCGAAAAGGGAUUGUGGCCCAAGGAACUCAAAUUGCGAACAUAUGGUCGUAGUAUCGUCGCUGAGCUUCAUUCCGGGUUUACUAAUAUUCGAACCGACUUUCCACAUAACUUCGCUGUCAAGUAUAAUCCCCCCCCUCAAUUCAGCGACAAGUUACUUGGGGAGGUGAAGCGUGUUCUUUCUAUCUUUGAUACGGCCCGCAAUCUAGCGAGGGAAACCCUUGGCGAUCGAGAUGAAGGAUUCUUAUUAGGGUCCUUUAGUAUCGCGGAUGCUUUCUAUUGGCCUGUUCUCUCGAGGUUCUUCACGUAUUCUGUUAACUUAUCCUGCUCAACGACAGAAGCAAGCGAAUACAUCGCGAAGAUGUGGAAAGAACCCACCUUGAAGAGAAUUGGUGAAAUGCAGCUCAGAGAAGUUAAGGAACACCCUGAAUACAACGUUCCUUUCUAUGAUAACUAUGUUCCCGGUAGCCAGAUGGAAUUUUGGGAUAUCGAAAAAAUCAUGGGAUAA